GCCAAGAAGAUGGAGCGCUGCACACUCCUCGCCCAGCCAGGGCUCGGGACCGCGGACACCAGCUGGGCACUCCUCUAUUUCCUCUGUUUCGUCCUCCCCUCGUCCGCCCCGCAAGUACUCAGGAUCGGAGGGAUUUUUGAAACUGUGGAAAAUGAACCUGUUAAUGUUGAAGAAUUAGCUUUCAAGUUUGCAGUCACCAGCAUUAACAGAAACCGAACCCUGAUGCCUAACACCACAUUAACCUAUGACAUCCAGAGAAUUAACCUUUUUGAUAGUUUUGAAGCCUCACGGAGAGCGUGUGACCAACUGGCUCUCGGUGUGGCUGCUCUCUUUGGUCCAUCCCAUAGUUCCUCCGUCAGUGCUGUACAGUCCAUUUGCAAUGCUCUCGAAGUUCCACACAUACAGACCCGCUGGAAACAUCCCUCGGUGGACAAUAAAGACUUGUUUUACAUCAACCUGUACCCAGAUUAUGCAGCUAUCAGCAGGGCCGUCCUGGAUUUGGUCCUUUAUUACAACUGGAAAACAGUGACGGUGGUGUAUGAAGACAGCACAGGUCUAAUUCGCCUGCAAGAGCUCAUCAAAGCUCCCUCCAGAUAUAACAUUAAAAUCAAAAUCCGCCAGCUGCCCUCUGGGAAUAAAGAUGCCAAGCCUUUACUCAAGGAGAUGAAGAAGGGCAAGGAGUUCUAUGUGAUAUUUGAUUGUUCACAUGAAACAGCUGCUGAAAUCCUUAAGCAGAUUCUGUUCAUGGGCAUGAUGACAGAGUACUACCACUAUUUUUUCACAACCCUGGACUUAUUUGCUUUAGAUCUGGAACUCUACAGGUAUAGCGGUGUAAAUAUGACUGGGUUUCGGCUGCUUAACAUUGACAACCCCCACGUGUCAUCCAUCAUUGAGAAGUGGUCCAUGGAGCGGUUGCAGGCCCCGCCCAGACCAGAGACUGGCCUUUUGGAUGGCAUGAUGACAACUGAAGCAGCCCUGAUGUAUGAUGCUGUGUACAUGGUUGCCAUUGCCUCCCACCGGGCCUCCCAGUUGACCGUCAGCUCCCUACAGUGUCAUCGGCACAAGCCGUGGCGCCUUGGACCCAGAUUUAUGAACCUGAUCAAAGAGGCUCAGUGGGAUGGCUUGACUGGGCGGAUCACCUUCAAUAAAACUGAUGGCUUAAGGAAAAAUUUUGAUCUGGACAUUAUUAGUCUCAAAGAGGAGGGAACUGAAAAGGCUGCUGGCGAAGUGUCUAAGCACUUGUAUAAAGUGUGGAAGAAGAUUGGGAUUUGGAACUCCAACAGUGGGCUUAACAUGACGGAGGGCAACAAAGACCGGUCCAACAAUAUCACUGAUUCACUAGCCAACAGAACUCUCAUCGUCACCACUAUUCUGGAAGAGCCUUAUGUGAUGUACAAGAAAUCGGAUAAGCCCCUAUAUGGAAAUGACAGAUUUGAAGGGUAUUGCCUGGACCUAUUGAAAGAAUUGUCAAACAUCCUGGGUUUCAUUUAUGAUGUUAAACUAGUCCCUGAUGGCAAAUAUGGAGCCCAGAAUGACAAAGGAGAGUGGAAUGGGAUGGUCAAAGAGCUCAUAGAUCACAAGGCUGACCUGGCAGUGGCUCCUCUUACCAUCACCUAUGUACGGGAGAAAGUCAUUGACUUCUCGAAGCCCUUCAUGACCCUGGGCAUCAGCAUUCUCUACCGGAAGCCCAAUGGGACUAACCCGGGUGUCUUCUCCUUCCUCAACCCCCUGUCACCAGAUAUUUGGAUGUAUGUGCUCUUAGCCUGCUUGGGAGUCAGUUGUGUACUCUUUGUGAUUGCAAGGUUUACACCCUACGAGUGGUAUAACCCCCACCCAUGCAACCCUGACUCAGACGUGGUGGAAAACAAUUUUACUUUACUGAAUAGUUUCUGGUUUGGAGUUGGAGCUCUCAUGCAGCAAGGAUCAGAGCUGAUGCCCAAAGCUCUAUCGACCAGAAUAGUUGGAGGAAUUUGGUGGUUUUUCACCCUAAUCAUCAUUUCAUCCUACACUGCCAAUCUGGCUGCCUUCUUAACAGUAGAGAGAAUGGAAUCCCCCAUAGACUCAGCAGAUGAUCUGGCAAAGCAAACCAAGAUAGAAUAUGGGGCAGUCAGAGAUGGAUCAACAAUGACCUUCUUCAAGAAAUCGAAAAUAUCCACUUAUGAGAAGAUGUGGGCAUUUAUGAGCAGCCGACAGCAGACAGCCCUGGUAAAAAACAAUGACGAGGGCAUACAGAGAGUGCUCACCACGGACUAUGCUUUGCUGAUGGAGUCCACUAGCAUCGAGUAUGUUACACAGAGAAACUGCAACCUCACUCAGAUCGGGGGCCUCAUUGACUCCAAAGGUUACGGAGUAGGAACACCUAUCGGCUCUCCUUACCGGGAUAAAAUCACAAUUGCUAUUCUUCAACUACAAGAAGAAGGGAAGCUGCAUAUGAUGAAAGAGAAAUGGUGGCGAGGGAACGGCUGCCCUGAGGAAGACAACAAAGAAGCCAGUGCUCUGGGAGUGGAAAAUAUUGGGGGCAUCUUUAUUGUUCUGGCUGCCGGACUGGUCCUUUCUGUGUUUGUAGCCAUUGGAGAAUUUAUAUACAAAUCACGGAAGAACAACGAUGUUGAACAGGCUUUUUGUUUCUUUUAUGGACUGCAAUGUAAGCAAACCCAUCCAACCAACUCCACCUCUGGAACCACUUUAUCUACGGAUUUAGAAUGUGGCAAAUUAAUUCGAGAGGAGAGAGGGAUUCGGACACAGUCCUCAGUUCAUACUGUGUAAUCAGUUAAAAAAAAAAAGGUUUGCCCAUUAGAAAUUGUUAACUGAUAAUUACUGUUGUUGAUAUUCUCUGUCUCCACUAAGCACAGAUGACCACAACUCCCUAUCCCUCCAGGAUAGCAAAACUCAUAUUCUCUAGACUUUGAAUUCAAGGCACUAGCAAUUGAUAUACACUGUAUGUAGAAGUAGGGGCAUCCUCAAGGAACUCCUACAUAUGUGUAUUUACAGAAAUCUGCUCUGUCCUAAAGAGUCAUCUUAGGUCCAUCUUCAUGCAUUAAAAAUGAGCAACUCCGUCCUCAUGAAAAAGGAGAUUCAGAGUUUCAACCGUGCAAAGCAUGAAAACAAAAUGCUAAAAUCUGUGGACUUUCAUCUUUGUGAAUUUCUCCCCUUCCUCUUUCCUUCUCCUUUUCUCACAUUUCUGAAGAUCCACUCAUUUUCAAAGUACCCAAAGCCCUUAUCUUUUCAGUAAGUACAUACCUAACUCCAUAACAAUGUUAAUUUUUAAUUCAAAUUGAUUCCACUAUUUAAAAUGUAUUAUUUACACAAAGACUCAAAGGUGUCUUAGAUUUUAAAGAUUCAAAAAUCAUGAUCCAGAGAAAGAGAAACUAAACCUGAAACUUCUAGUUUCAAUUCAGAAGAGCAUUAGCUAAAUUCAGCCUUUACUCUGGGACACACAGCACCAUUAACAAUGAUUCCUGGGCAGAAAUGCACUGAUGUCCAGCUCUCAGACAAUAGUUCCUUGUAGAGUUAAACAAUCUUCUGUAGAUUCUAAGAUUCUAGAUUCUAAGGAACAGUGAUUUUUUUUUAAGCGAUGUGUUAUUUCCCUGAAGAUCCAAACAAAGGUCUAAGCUAUGAACUAAUUCAUAGCAUCUCCUGUUUACUUCACACUUGGCCUCACUCUUUGCACUGAUGAACGUCUUUCCUUCCCACUGUCCCAGGGUAGAGUGAUUGUUCUUGGAGCAAUCUUUUCUGCACAUUGCCACAUUCACCCUUGUUUCUCUGGACCCAUCACCAUUAUUAAUUCAUUCCAAGUGUGUUGGAGAGAAGGGCAAGGAAGAGAAAAUAGAGGAAAGAAUUUCCAUACGUAUUAGUUACAGACCUCUGUGGAUUUAUUUCCCACCUGCAUUCAAAGUGCUGUAAAUAAUCCCCACACUAACUCAACUUGGUGACACAGAAAGCCCAUUGCAUGCUUAAUUUGUUGCGACAGAGAAUGUCUGCUACUCCCUCGGGGCUUGUUUCCCCUUCACAUGAGUAGGGGCACUGAAGAUGUCUUUCAUCUUCCCUCAAUAUGGGAUCAGCUGGUUUUGUUUCCUUAAUGAAAUUACCUUAGGAUAUGCAGAUGGUCCCCUAAAACACAUUCCUCAGGAGCAGAGACAUGAUGUCUGUGAGAUUUGGGGGCAUUGCUUUCUCUUUGCUUAGCUUUAAAUGAUCUCCAGUUUUUUCAUCUUCAGUCUCUCCAGCCCACCCUGUAUUUCUCCAGUAACACAUGUUCAAGAAAGUCGACUAUUGUCCUGGUUCCUUCUUAGCCUUUUUAUGUACUUUUAUGAAGAUAUCUGCAAAUUGCACUAAUAGUUAUUUACUGUUAUUGAAGUAGAAAAACUUAGUGUUUGUCCCAGGUUAGAACUCCUGCUUUCAUAACCAAUAGAAUCAGUUGUUGAAAUAAUUACAUUAUUACAUUCAUCUUAGUUUCAUAUUUCAUUGAUUCAAUAUAGAAAAACUAUGAACUACAUCAUUUUAUUAGUCUCAGGACAAUUUAAUGUCCCAAAAUACUACCAAAAUGUUAAAGUAUUCCAGGGCGAUUGAUGAUGUAUAGACAAUCAGCGUUAACAGUGACUAACAAAAAUUGCCUUUCUACAGAUAUCAUCUUUUAAAAGUAUAAUUAGAAGAUUCAGAGAAAAAAAUGACCCCUUGCAAAAAUUAAUAUUUGUAUACAACUUUUGACUGUAUAUCACUUGAUUUUAUAAUUACAUACUAUUUUAUGUCUGUCAAAAGGUUUUUAUGCAUGUAAUUAUAUUUGAUGCUUUCAACAAUUUAAUUGAAGUUCACUACGAGAGAAAUAGAUAUCAGUAAGAUAGAAUCACAGACUUCAGACUCUGAGGAGAAUUUUCUAAGUCAGCCAAACUUAAAUUCUAAGUUGUAGUAAGAACAUUACUGAAUUCCUCAGAGUUUGGUUUUCUCAGCAUGUAGUACUAGAACAUCAUUUCUAGCAUAUAAAAUUGUUUUUGAAGGAGUAUUUUUUUAAAUGGGUUCCACUGGCAAACAUUUUUCAAAUAAGAUUUUCGUAGUUUAAUAACUGAUAGAUCAUCACAAGAAACAUUCCUUACUGCAUGAUAUCUCCAUGCAUUUAUUGCACUAAGGAUUUCCAAAAAGACAGAAUAUAAUUCAGCAUUUUCCAAGCCUAUUAGGUCACAAACCCUUUUUUCCUAAAGCAUCUUGAUACUCCCAGGUUCUGCAGGACAUCUUCACGAGAACACUGGUAUGAUCAUAAAUAUCUCAUCUUGGGAUAAUGUAUAAAACAGUUAGCACUGUGCCUGGCACAUAAUAGCUAUUCAAUAAAUGAUAUUUACUAUUUGGAGUAAAAUUUUAAUUUCUCUGAUCUUCAAUUUUUCUUUUAAAUUAUGUGAUACUAUUGACUUUACACAUUUUCAAUGAGACGUAAAUGAAAUAACAUUAUGACAUUAAAAAUGAAAUCAUUUAUGAAAGUACUACUAAUAAAUAUUGGUUCCUUCUAGAGAAAAUAGUGUUGCUCUCUGGUUAUGUGGGCAGUAAGUAGAAUUUAUCAAGUAUCUGAAAACAGAACUUGGUUUAGAAAAAAAGCUUACUAAUGUAGAAAUUCAAACUCUGUCUGUAAGAUCAAGUUCCUUUGCACAAGCAAUAAAAAUCAAUGUCAAGAUCACUGUGCUGAAGAGAAGGACUCAAAUUGGCAAUAUAUUAUGAUCUCUACUGGAGGUUCUGUAUCUCAUCUCUAGAAAUUCUGACUUAAUUAGUUGGGCUAAGACAAUAGCAGAGUUGUUUUUGGUUUGUUGUUGUUGUUCACAUGUCCAGUUAAUUCCAAUGUACAGGAAGAUCUGAGAAUCCAUAACCUGAAGCAUAAAUUUAUGCUUAUAAUUGGAGCUCAACAAAUCAUUGCUCUUUAUAAAUUUAUUAAGUCUAAAGGUAGAACCAUUAAUUCCAAGUAAUUUACAUAACACACAUGUAACAUUCAAUAAUCAAUGGACUUUUUCCUUGGAAAAUUCAAGAAGAGACUGCAUAGCCUUGAGAGAGAAAUUUCAUGAACCGAUAAUCUGCAUGUUUAGUUGUGAAAUAUAGGAUUUGCCCUACUCAAAAUUAUCAAGUGUAUACUUAUUGCUCGCUCGUUCUCGCUCUCUCUCUCUCUCUGCCCCUUUCUCCCUUGAGUAACCUCAGUUAGUUUCAGGUACCCAUGUUCUUUAUACUCUCCUUUUUGUUCUUUUAUUCUACCACUGAAAAAGCCCAUUCUUGCUAUCAUGUAAAUGAUUAAUAAAAUGACAAUGACCUCUCGCCCUCUCACCCAGAAGUCAUCGUAUUGCACAAGAAAUUUAGGAAAAAAAAGUCUUGAACAUGAAAGAAUUUCAAAUUCUGUGUCUGCAUCAUUACUUCCCAGACAUUGGUGUAAAUCAGAAUCACCUGAGGAAACUAAACUACAGUUCACUGAUUCUACUUCCUGACCCACUUUCUCAGUCGCUACAGUCUAGUAAUCUUCAUUUUCAGUAGACACAGAAAAUUAAUGCUUACAACAUAGCAAUUUUCACAAAAAUUAGAAUGAAUAUAAGUUUUAUCUAAAACUAGGUAAUGUACCUGAGCCUUUCUAAAAUUACCUUCACCACAAUGGUGUUUUUUUAAAAAACAGUUUUUCUCACAUGAAAAUUUUCUCAAUAGUCCUAAAUACAAUUGCUUUACUUAAAAAUAGUUAGAAAACAUGAAUUUUUACUUAAACUAGUUUGAAUGUGCAGUUUUACUUCAAAUCAGCUGGUAAGCCUGAAUUCUUAUUAAACAGCAGGUCAUCUGUGGAUCACACUUUGUAAAAUAUUGUUUAAGGUUAGCAAGAGAAUAAAGAAGUAUUAAAAGACUGAACAAUGAAUUACAUGUUGUAUAAUUUAUUUCCUAAUAAAUCUGUCUUUAACAUGAUAGAGGAAGACAUAAAGCUGUAUAUUUCUACUUUAUUUCAGAUUAUAACUGUACAUUAAUUACCUUAGAGUUUCUCUACAAAUUGGAAUUACCUAAGGACUGAAUGGUGGCUGGGAAUGCUGUUAGGAAAAUAAGCUUAGUCAUAUGAUUAUAAACCUACCACAGGAAAAUCACUCCCAAAAACCUCACUGCAAUUAACUGGCAUUGUGUUAUAUUUUAUAUGAGCCGCGUAUGGUAAAAUAGUACCACAAUAAUCUCAAUUAGUUUUCAAGCACAUGAGCCUUCUACUACAAGGUAUGUUCCUAGGAAGCAAUUUAAAAGUAGCCUGUACAGCCUUUAAAAGCAAAAGGAAAGCAAAGCACUUGUAUUAUUGUACUAUUUUCUGCACAUCUAACUGUGCCAAAUGGCAUUAUUAAUUAACUCUUACAGGAAAUGAAAAAUUUCUGCUUGGUGCUGCAGUUUUAACUCGCCUUUAGGAACCAUCUCAUUAUGCGCCUCACAGUUAUGGAAUUUUAUGUCCAGAUGCAUAAGCAUAUUAAAAUUAUAUUUGCUUUCAAAAUUCUCCCCACAGAGAUUGGUAUCACAGAGAAUGCGAUUCUUGCUCGAAUUUUUAAAUGAUUUCUGUUUGCAAACAUGAGGGCAUUCUUGGGACAGAAAGUUAACAUCAAAAAUGCAUUGUGUGGUUUUGCACCAUGGAGAAUCUGAACUUUGUUGCUGUAGACACAAAUACAGCUAAUGAACCAAAUUACACAACUUGUGUUCAUGUCAUAAUGUGAAUAGACACAAAAGUAGUGAGACCUACCUGAAAGAUGAAAUGAAGUAACAGAACUCCUUACUGGCAAUUAAAAAAAUUAACGACCAGAAUUGUCUUUCUGUUCAGUUUUCAACUAUAUGGAGAAUACUCAGACAUAAAAGAUUCAAAUAUUUAGAUUUGUCAGCUUCACAAAAGAAGGCUACCCUAAUCAGUCUGUACCAACCUUAAAAACUAAGAAACUACUGUCUGAAGAUAAUUUGCUCAAAUUUGGUAUAUUUUCAGAUAAUUGAGGUGUAUGAAGCUCCCCUUUUUCUGUGGUCUGAUCAACUUAUUUAGUAAGUGACAUGCAGAAGUCUCUUUAAUCAAGUUAUUUUUAUAAUUGUGCAAAGAGUAUUUCCUUUACCUGGAAGUCCAAACAUUCAUUAGUUAUCAGUGAUGCCAGGAAGCAACUUAAAUCCAUUUGGAAUUCACUUUUAUAAACAUUAUCCUUCCUGUACAAGUUGAUACUGUCUUACAAAGCACACAGACUCUAAAAGAUGUGUGUACCACCAGACAGGUGACAUAGGAAUUAGAAGCCAAGAAUUUAAGUCUUCAUACUGUUGCUAAAUGGCAAAGGCAGAUUGAAAAAUCUCAUUUUCUUCAUUGGUGGAAUCAGGAGGGUACAUUUGAAGUUCUCUUUCAAUCACGAUAUUUUUAAAAAUCUAGUAGAAAUAGAAAGGAAAUAAAAAUACAAAAGCAAUGAAAAUAAAAACUUUUGUUGAUCGAUCUUUUCUAUGGUCAUGUAUCUCUGUCAAACAGAUUAAAUUCUUAUUCCAAUAAAUAGAAUUACUUUGCCCUGACAACAAUUUAAGGUAGAACAACCUGCUCUUGACACAGAGAAAAUGGCACAACAGCCAUUAUAGCCUCCAGGAGCAAGAGGGUGCCCUUCCAAUGAGUUAGAAACAAAUCAUUGCAAACACCUUGAAAGUUACAAAAGUGGAGUAGUUUUUUGACUUUGCUGAAGUUAAAAAAAAAGUGGUGUUUUUUGACUUUGUUGAGAGGAUGAUCCUACAGAUUAGAUUUUUUUAAAAAGUGUGUACCUAGGAAGCUAGCCAAAGCUGUCCAACUGGUUAUAUAUUCACAAUUCAGGAAAGGCAGAGAUAAAUGGGGCUGGAGCAGAAAACAAAACUCCAUUCUGUAAAUGGAGCUGAAGCAAUUCUGCUUAACAUAGACAGGAGAAACAAAGGGAAAGAACAACAUGCACUUAUUUUCCACUAUUUUUUUUUUAACCCUGCCUUUCUCCCUAUCAUCAGGCACUGCAUUUUUCUACAAACCACCUCCAGGCUAAAAGUGAGUUAACACUCAACUUUUGAAUUAUAUGUCAUCUUUGCCAAUUUUUCAGACAGAUAGAAAUCUUGAAAACCAUGGUUUCAAUGGUAAGAUCCAGAUGUUGUAUUGAGUUGGUUAGUUGUUUAAUUCAAAAAAUUUAUCUAUAAUUAGCAAUAGCCAUAACCCAGCUUGUUAAACUUGGGAAAAUACAGAUGAUUUAUUUUCUUACCUUCUUUUCCGACCCCAGACCAAAUUUUUUAAUUACUAUUAAAAAAGACAACUGGGGGCAAGUCAUAAAUGAUUACAUGUUACCUGAGUCCUUAAAAGAAGCCUAAUGACCAUCCCUGAGUCCAUUCCAAAGAAAGAUAAAGGAAAAUAGAUGUCCUUGCUCCACAGAAUGUAGCCCAGGAGGUAUCAAGACUUGGAGAGAAGUCUUACACCCAAGUGUCUACUGAAUGACAAAAUAAAAGUAUCUAAGUAGUAGCCUGGGAAAACUUCACAGGAUCUUCCUGAAUCCCAGAGAAUGCCAGGAAAAACACAGAAAUCCAAAUCCACAGCUUUUCCCACCUAAAAGCCUUGUGGAAGGGCUGAGAGAAUCAAUAAUCUGGAAUACUAGAGGUUGGAGGCAAAAAACAGUAUAUGGACUUCACAUGGCAAUGGUGGGACCUUGGGCAUCUCAAGGGACACAGCAGAGACAAAGACCAGGGUCUAUGAUCUGGUAGGAUCUCAUAUCCCAGUGGAAGCCAAAGAUAGAUAGUAGCCAUGGACCAGUACUCCUGGUGAUAUCGGAAUUUGGCCCCCUAAAAUACACAGAAUGUGGCCCCUUAAAGUUCCCCAAAAGUCCCAUCUGCGGUGCCAAAUAUGAUACAGGAAUUUGGGGUGCCAUAUGAUAUCACCAUAUGCUUAUUAAUAAAUUCCUAAUAUUAAUAAGCCCAUGUGGGUUCUUGCCUAAUAUUUAGAGAAUUCUGAAUACCAGCAUAAAUGACCGAGGCAGCAUGGUUCAUUUUUAAGCUUUUAUUCAGUGCAAAAGAUGCAUAGGAGAGUGAGAGCUUUAUCUAUGAAAGAGAGGUAGAUCUAGGUUCAUACUGAGUACCAGGAACCAGCCACAUGGAGGAGCAUCUAGGCCAGCAAGCAUGGGGCAAGGUGGCCUGAAGGCCACGCACCCUGGAAGCACAAUGCUGCAGCCAGCCCCGUACUGGCAAGAGGCCAGGGAAAGGAAAAAGUGUGGACACACCGUGUCCCAGGCUUUUAAUCCACUUUCAAAGGGGAGUGGUCAAUUAACCUGAUUGUCCGGUGAACACUCAGUGUGACCAGGUAAGGGCAUGAGGUCACACAGGGGCGUGGUAAAGGCAUGGUCUUCCAGCUCACAAACCUCAUAAAUUUUAACCUGUAUGCCCGCCUACUUCACUGGGACCUCUGGAACCUUUCCUCAUCCUAUAUUGCCCUCAGAAAGAAAAGAACAAGUAAGGUAGAGGAGAGAACAAUGUUAAAGUAGUCAUUAGCCAGCCAAAAGACAAUAUUUUAAACCAAAAUUGAAUAUUCUUGAGUUUACAAGAUCUACAAGCAGAGGAGGGGACAUCUGAGUUGAGUUCAGUUAUUUAGAGAAGAAGCACGACUUCCCCCAAGGACUCUCUAUAUUAGUUGUCCCUAGUGUACCAAGUACACUACAUGCCUUAUGGACAACUAAAACUCUACAUCAGGCUUAAUUUACCUGGAGGUAAGGAACAUUCCCUUUAGGACAAGGGGCAGACUACAAAUUUAUGGGAAGCUAUUUUUAUGGCCCUGCUUACCCUCUGAGCUGCUAAAUUGGAGUAGGUCCUUGUCAUAAUAAAGACAAGGGAAGACAAUCCUUACAGAAUAAUCUCAGGGCUUCAGUGCAGGACAUCAGAGAUAAAUAAGAGGACCAGGGACAAAGUCACACUGGCCCCUGACAGUAACUCCAGAAAAUACAAAAGCACUAUGGGAGUUUUGAAUUGAAAUUCAUAUUCCUGCCAUUUGUUAGCCAAGAAAUUUGCUUUCCUCUGGCUCAACUGACAGUUAUCCUCAUUGCAGAAAUAUCUGACCUACUUGGGCAGACCACUUUGCGUCCCCCUCUUCAAACCCAUCUGCCAUAUUUGUGUUUGUUCUGGAGCACGGAGGAGUUUCAGCUGCCCUGCAGUGAGAUUGAGAAGCUCUGAGAGACUCAAUAGACAGUCUUGGCCUGGCCUGAGGAUAGGCCCUGAUGACAUUUCUCUUCAGGAGUCACUGCCUUCUCUGAGAGAUUAAGACAGAACGGCGAUAGGAUUUCUCUGUGUUCUCUGCCUUCCUUCCUCCAUCUAUCAGGCUGUUUUAUCCCAAGGAAUGUGACCCUAACAGGACCUAAAUGACAGAUGAGAGGGCAAUUCUUGGGUGCUCACAGCAUUUGGAUAAAGCUGUGGUUCUCACAUGGUUGGACUUUCCUCCUUGGUAGAAGACACACAUCAAUUCUAUCUUCACUCUAUAAUGAACCCUGUAGUCUGUGUUCUCAAAGGUCUAUAUUUGAUAUUUAAUGUCAAACUUGCAGAAUUCAAAGCACCAGCUUUUUCCUUCUUUCAAAUACCUGGCUAUAUAAUUAAUAGCUUCAAAGACUGAGAUGUCUUCUGUAGAUCCACAAAAGGCUAUUUAAGAGUUCAAAGCUUCAAAUUUGAUUCUUCUUUUUUCUUCCUAUAGCAUCCCAACCUUGAGGGCAAUGCAUAUAAAGCCCUCACUGCAACUUUACAAGUGGGGCAAAGGUUGGAAUUUAGAAUUGGAAGAGAACAUAUGGAUCAAUAUCAAAAUGUUUAGGUGUCUCAAUGUGAGUCCCAUUUUUCAAAGCUUUCCAUGAAAUUAUCCUUAAUGUUAGAAGAGAAUGAGACUACAGUCCCCUCCCCCUUGAGAUUUUGGGUUGGACACCACUGGACAGCUACCCCAUGUGAAUAAUUUCUUUUAAGAAUUCUUGGAAAAAUGAAAAUCAAAAUCAACAUGGACGAUGCAUGCCAUUCCAUAAUACAUUUAUCUUAAUAGGCAAACAGGUUUCUAAAAGAAAUCUCUAAAUAAAAGUGAAUCAGAAAGGGAAUCUUUGUAUAUCCCAUAUCAUCAAGCAAUAUUGUGGCCCCCAUAGGUAAUUUUUUAUGGUUUGAAGAAUUCAAAUAAGGGAACAAGGAAUUCUAGCAUAUGCAUUCAUGCAAAUAGAAAAACUUAAAUCUAGCAUCUGAGAAGGUGAAACUGUUGACACUAGAUCCCAGGGAUGGGAAAAAAAAUGAAAUAGGGAGAAGAGAUGACACUAAAGUGGUGAAAAUAUGACAUUAAAAGAGCUAGAAAAAUGAGCCAGACGACUCUACAGGUUACAGCCAAAGGAAGGGAAGAUAAAAGCUUUCAUGUAGGCUUACCUAUUGGGUUUAAAGCCUUGGAGGUACAGGGAAAUGAGGUGAUCCAGUAGGGGCUGUGAAUCAGAGGUUGGGAUAUGAGUGCAUGAACACCCUGGGAAGUUUUAUCUCAGUGUUUAGAUUUCCUCCAUCCCAAGGUUCUUGGCAGAGACACCAGUGAUGAAUUUCAGCUCCCCUAUUAGUGCCCAGAUACAAAUCAAAAUAAAUACUAUUCUGGAAGUUAAUAAAAUGUAUAUUCAUACUCAAUGUGUAUGAUCCAGUUCUUAAAAAUUCCAAGGAUAGGGGCAUGACAGAUGGCCUAUGGAUACUGUAUAAACCCAGAAAAACCAGAGCAAAUGAUGCCCAAUCCUAGUUCUAGAAUGCAAGAACUUUACACAAAAAUAGUGCACAUAUAAAUAUUCCAAGAAUCUUCCUCAAGGGACCUUCCCAUAAUUGGUGUGGAAUGAUUGAAACCUGAGCUGAACUUCAGAUCAUCAAUUAUACCAUGAAGAAGCAAAUUCUGGGUGCAGUUAAAUGACACCAAAGUCUCAUAUGAAUAAAAUUUUUCUUCCAUUAUUCCUUAAUGUUUCCUGACUGUAGGCCCAAAACAUGUAGAUUUAUUCCCACAUUACAUUUUGAAGCUAAAAAAUGUUGAAGAUAUUAGUGUUUAGUUAAAAAAAAUCUUUGAGACACUGAUUCCAUGGAAUUAUGGCAAUAAUUUAACCAAACCAAGAAAAUAAUAAUAAUAGUAGUAAUAAUCCCAUUAUUUCUCAUAAAUCUAUUCCCUUGAUAUUCUAUAUUUUACUGAAAAUGGUCUUCCAAAGGCUUCAAAUCAUAGCUUACUUUCAAAUUAUAAGUGGUCUUACAUGAAAUAACGGAUCUUACAUCUAUAAAAUGAUGACAGUAUUGCAUGCAUUCAUCUCUUUCAUAAGUAAUAUGAAAAUUUAUUAGACAAUGUCACAGAGUGCUUCAAAUGUCUUUGAACAGGAGUCUGGCAAAUUAAAGGAGAAACCUACACAAAAUGUAAGUUUCAUAUUAGAUUAUUGGCUAGGACAGAACUUCUUGAAAGCAGUAAGGAAAUUUCUUAAAGGUACCUGUACCCAAAGCAGUUCUUCAAAAUGUUCACCUAAAUGCACCAGUGAAUGGAGUAACUGAAUGCAGUCAUGAGAAAUUGACAGUAAGAUAUCAAUUUGGCAUUCACAAUCUGAUGCCAAGUUUGCAAGCAGUAAGAAACCCAACCUCAGAAAUAUUAAUUUUUUAGCGACUGAAAAAUCAGGUCAAAUUGUAGCAGAAUUUUCCCUUCAACUUUUUAAAAAAUUUUGUAUUAAUAUAAAGUGAACAGAUAUCAUAUAUUUCAUAGAUACAAUUCUAAACAGAUAACCUCUCUCCCUCCCCUGUAACUUUUUUUUAAGUUCUCUUCUCCUGGACCAUUAACUUCUGAGACUACAUAUUUAGGUACAAAAUAGAAAGAACAUUAUUGGACCUUCCACCACUUCUAGGGUAACAGUUGCAACAAGAAGAUAAGGAGAGAAGAUAUAAUUUAUAUUCAGGCUCAAGCUAAUAACAAGAAAUCACAUAUCUGGGGUUAAUCCAAAGGAGGUGCAGUCAACAGUUAGAAAGAGAAGCCAAAGGGGAGGGUGAAAGAAAGCAAAAGGAGGCAGAAGGUAAGGAAAAGGAACCCAUGAGGGACACAGCACGUGCCUGGAAGAAGCCAAAGGAAAUGACUUUCUGCAAAACCCAGGCGAACAAGAAAAUUUCUCUUCCUGGAGGGGGAGGGGUGCAGUUCUAGUGGAAGUUCCAGGUGCAGUCUCUGCAGCUCGCUUCCAUUUCUUAAUUUCCAUUCCUGUAACAGAAAAGUCUCUCACACAGACUCACACACAUGUUCACACACACACACACACACACACCCCACUUUUGGCUGUGUCAGGAGCAGUAUAAAUGAUACUAUUAUACAUUAUUCCUGUAAAUCCGUAUGUUUGUGAAUUUCCCAUCACACAUCAUCGCAGGGAUUCUUUAAAACAGGUUCAUAAACAGAGAUGUUAUUUUUUAAAUGACAAUAGGAUCAAAGUUAGCUUUUAUUUCCUUCUCAUGUUUGAGCACCUAUCCUUCAUAAGCAUCACACAAGCUGUCAUAAUGCCUGCUAUUCAUUAAACUUCGAAAUGUGUUAUGGAUUGGCCAAAACAAGUAAUAGCAGGUGUUGAAAUUUUAUGAUUUUAACUGAAACACUGGUAUAAACAACACAGAAAUUGUUAAGUAGAGCAAAUUCAUGAAAUAAAAUCAGUGAGUGCUGGGCCUCACUGCAGCUCACUUGGCUAAUCCUCCGCCUGCAGCGCCGGCACCCGGGUUCUAGUCUCGGUUGGGGCACCGGAUUCUGUCCCGGUUGCUCCUCUUCCAGGCCAGCUCUCUGCUGUGGCCCGGGAGUGCAGUGGAGGAUGGCCCAAGUGCUUGGGCCCUGCACCCCAUGGGAGACCAGGAUAAGUACCUGGCUCCUGUCUUCGGAUCAGCGUGGUGCACUUAGAGGGUGAACCAACAGAAAGGAAGACCUUUCUCUCUGUAUCUCUCUCUCUCUCUCACUGUCUAACUCUGCCUGUCAAAAAAAAAAAAAAAAAGAAAGAAAAAAAAAAAGAAAAAUCAGUGAAUGCCACAGAGUUAAAUAUUUUCACUGUGAUGUAUAAAAUCUUAUUUUGAAUAAAAAGCAUAAUUAUACUUUGCCAAGUAUUGAGCUGCAUAUUUUAUAUAUAUCAGCUCAUCGAAUUCUCAUAAUCACUCUAGGAAAAGGGUUCUACAACUUGCCCAUUUUAUAUUUUAGGAAAUUGAGUCAAAGAGAAAAUAGGGACUCUGGAUAAGUAGAGAAAGCCACCGCUUGCAGUGCUGGCAUUCCAUAUGGGUGUUGGUUUGAGUCCCAGUUGCUCCAGUUCUGAUCCAGUUCCCUGCUAAUAAUCCUGGGAAAGCAGCAGAAGAUGGCCCAAGCCUUUGGGCCCCUGUACCCAUGUGGGAGACCUGGAUGAAGCUCCUGGCUCCUGGUUUUGGCUUGGCCCAGCCACAGCCAUGGCAGUCAUUUGGGGAGUGAACCAGCAGAAGGAAGACCUCUCUCUCUCUCUUUCUCUCCCUCACUCUCUCUCUCUCUCUAUGCCUCUACCCUCCUUCUCUAUAACUCUGACUUUCAAAUAAAUAAAUAAAUCUUAAAGAAAAAAAAAAAAGAUAAGACCUCACCCAGUCCAACACAGAUAAUAAGGAACACAAUAGAACUUUUAACUACAGCACUCUGAUGCCAGGGGCCAAUUCCAAGGAAUAAUUAGUGGCCACAAUUAGAUCCAUUAAAAUAUGAGCUCUGCCCACUAGAGAUAAGUAGCAGGACCUAGAAUCCAGGCUAGCCAAGGAAUUUCCAGUCCCUGAAACCCCAGACAGUGUUACUGGUAGCAUUCCUUUGCUUCUGCCGCCUGUUGAAGGAAGGAGUUAGAUGAAUGUACUUAGGGAUGACAGAUUUCAACUCUGAUGUUUAAAAAUAGGCCAGCGCCGCGGCUCACUAGGCUAAUUCUCCACCUUGUGGCGCCAGCACACCAGGUUCUAGUCCCGGUCAGGGCGCCGGAUUCUGUCCCGGUUGCCCCUCUUCCAGGCCAGCUCUCUGCUGUGGCCAGGGAGUGCAGUGGAGGAUGGCUCAAGUACUUGGGCCCUGCACCCCAUGGGAGACCAGGAGAAGCACCUGGCUCCUGCCAUCGGAUCAGCGCGGUGCACCAGCCACGGCGGCCAUUGGAGGGUGAACCAAUGGCAAAGGAAGACCUUUCUCUCUGUCUUUCUCUCUCACUGUCCACUCUGCCUGUCAAAUAAUAAUAAUAAUAAUAAUAAUAAUGAUCUUAUGGCUUUAUGAAAAUAAAGGAGUUCAUAAAAGCCCAAGCCCAGAAAAAGAAGCUUGAGAAACUACUUAAUUUUGAUUCUGAUUUACAAAGUCAAACUUUAUACAUGUGCAUGAAUACUGAGAUUAUAAAAGAAAAAUUAGUUAAUGAAUAUGAGCCCCUCCCAUGCCACUCUGGACUGAGAGAUGACCUUCAUACUUUCAUUUCCUGUGGAUAUGAGAAUGUGUGGUUUAUUUGGACUCAUGGCCAAGGGACCUUAAAGGUCAUCUUUCUUUGUGACUACAGCAAAACUUGAAAAAACAGAAAGGUCAGCCCCAAUAUCUUGCCAUUUUCUUUUUGACAGUUGGAGACAAAAUGAGACUCAAAAAGAAAUCAUUGUGACCAAAGACAGAGAAAUCAGACCACCAAAAAUAACGUGGUUGUAUUCACCCUCACACAAGCAGCAAUAAAUAAAUAUUUGGGGUAAUCUAAAGAAUCUGAUGUUUGUAGUAACAGAGAAGUCUAAACUUUGGGGGAAGGAUUUCUUUUUUAAAGAAAAAUUGUAAACAUUUUAGCCGUAUUAAUAUGAUAGGAUCUAUGACUGUCUCUCUACCAAAAAUCGGAAAAGGAGGUUUCAAUGCGUCUUUUCCUCAUUGUAUCUUUUAUGGAAGCCACACCUGGAGAUUGAUUUUAGCUGUUUCAGUGUAAAAUGAAAUGAGAGGUCUAAAAUGAAAUACUUGGGAGCUCAAAUGAAACAGAAAGAUUGGAACAUCUCAACUUAUAUUUUUAUGGGAAAACAAUUCACAAAGCUAUCUAUUGUGAUAAAAAAUAAGAAUCAAGAUGUAGCUAGACAAUUUCCAGGGAAAGCAAUUGGUUUUUGGCAGUCCAAAUGGACUGAGUUCAAAUAGAGAGUUUCCUGGGGCCAGUGCUGUGGUGUAGCAGGUAAAGCCACCACCUGCGAUGUCAGCAUCUCAUACAGAUGCUGGUUCUUGUCCUGGCUGCUCCACUGAUGAUCUAGCUCCUUGCUAAUGGUCUGGGAGAAGCAGUGGAGGAUGCUGAACUGUUUGAGCCCCUGGCACUCACAUGGAAGACUGGAUGAAGCUCCUGGCUUCUGGCUUCUGGCUUCAGCCUGGCCGGUGCUGGCUGUUGCAGUCAUCUGGGUAGUGAACUAGCAGAUGGAAGAUAUCUGUGUGUGUGUGUGUGUGUGUGUGUCUGCCUCUCUCUCUGUAAUUAAUAAAUAAAUCUCUAAAAAUUGUAACAAAUAAUUAAAUAAAGGAUUUUCCUCUUAAGUUAUUUAAUAUCUCUAAUAGUAAAUUUCUCCAUCUAUAUGAAGAGUAUAACUCCUUUAUAAACUUACAAAUAAGGUUUAUAUAUCAAGUGUUUGUAAAUCUCCUGAUAUUCCCUUUCCUUCAUUGCCUCCUUCCAUUUUAUUGAUCUUCCUAAAACCAGAAAUGCCUUGUGCUAACAAACCUUCUUCCACUGAAAGAAAUUUCUCAGCAGAGUUCCCAAAGUCCUAAUACAGCAUUAUCUAUCAGAAUGACAGUAUAAAAUGACCAUUGGAUCUUAUUUGCAACAUAUAUAAACCUUACAUGGAAAAUAUUUUUAAAAAAUUAUGAUUCAUUUGCGGUAUACUUGCUGCAACAUUUUUUGAUGUGUAAUUCAUAAGAAAACACUUUGGAAUUUUUUCUUUGUGUGGCAUGACAUCUCUAAAUUUACUGAAGCCACAGCUUACCACUUGAAAUAAAAUUAACAUGUAAGGUCUGGAUUUUCAUUGUUUUCGUAGCAUAGAGAAGUGGAAAUGAAAUUAAAUCAUGUUAAAAGAGCAAAAAAUUUCAUACAAGUGGCAUACAAACAACUUGUUUUUUCUCUGGUAGCCAAAAAGUUGAUAUCCAGAACCUAAAUUUCUACAUCUGAUUUUCAAUUCAGUAGAAAAUUUUUAAAAUUACUACUUAUCUAAACCAGUAUCAAGUCCUUUUUGAAACAAAGUGAAUGUAAACUUUCAUUUUUUUUUUAAUCUGGGAGGUGGGGGUGGUGGAAGGUGGACGUGGAGAGAUCAUCCAAGUGCUGGUUCACUCCCCAAAUGCCUGCAAUGGCUGGGGCUGGGCUGGCACUGGAAUCACAAGCUAGGAACAUAAUCUAGGUUUCCAAUGUGGGUGGUAGGAACCCAAUUACCUGAACCAUCACUGCUGCCUCCCACUGGUCUGCAUUAGCGGGAGACUUGAGUCAAUAGCUAGAGCUGGGACUUGAACACAAACACUCUGAUAUGAGAUACAGACAUCUUAACUGCUUGGCCAAUGUCCACUCCUUAAAUUGUAAAUUUUCCAAAAUACAUGAUGCACAGGGAUAUGCAAGAAUCACACUAGACAGUGAGUACUUUGCAAACACAGGACGCCAAUUUCUUCUUUUAAGGCAUUCCCAACCUUAGAGAAAUCAACUAAUUUCAUUUUGUCAUUUGACUUUUAGCCAUAUCCAUUUUGUGAGCUAAAGGGACAGAAGCGAUAUUUGCACUCCCAUAAGCUUUACUAAAGGUCUCGAGUUUUUGGAAGAUUUUUUUUAUGGUAGGAAUAACACUUGAGAGCUACCCACUUAACAAAUUUUAAUCCUAUAACAAUAUACUGCUAUUAACUCUAGGUACGAUGUUGUACAGCUUAUGUCUAGAAUUCAUUCAUCCUGCAUAACUGAAACUUUUAUACCCAGUGAAUAGCAACUGUACCCAUUGUCCCCUCCUUCUAACCUCUAGUGAGACACAGCUCACUCUCUGCUCCUGUGAGUUUGACUAUGUUAAAUACUUCAUAUAAAUAGAAUCAUGAGCUCUUUGUAGUUUUGUACUUGGAUUUCUCACUAAAAGAUGGGUUAAUAGUAACCUCAUUAAAUAACUGCUUUAUAGAACCCCAUAUAAGAUUGAAUCUAUCACUCAAAGAUCUAAAAGAAAUUACAGCAAAUUAUGUUUUAUUUGGUCAUUUAUAUACUGUGCAUGUGAACAGACAUAGUGUAACUGUAGUGGAUAUGCAUAUAUAUAUACUCAUAUAUAUCAUCUGCAUAUGCAUAGCAUUUUAUAAUCAUAAUGCCAUUUUCUUUUGUUAUAUUGCAUCAACUUUGCUGUGUAGUUCACUACCACAUUAUUUUUCAUUUCAACCACAGCUGCAUCAUUGCUGCUGCCAGAAUCUCUGUUUUUUUUUUUGGAGAAAAUAUACAAUUUAAAAUUGUUUUUUUUCUUU
This is a messenger RNA of Oryctolagus cuniculus (rabbit), 19384 nucleotides long. It is a transcript of the gene GRIK1, whose product is annotated as glutamate ionotropic receptor kainate type subunit 1. Gene Ontology annotation, molecular function: ligand-gated monoatomic ion channel activity; signaling receptor activity. Gene Ontology annotation, cellular component: membrane. The record is from RefSeq and is a predicted model, not a curated record. Gene Ontology annotation, biological process: monoatomic ion transport. Lineage: Eukaryota; Metazoa; Chordata; Mammalia; Lagomorpha; Leporidae.